AUGGAUAAACCAACGUCGAUUGUCAGCCCAAAGGCUGACCCGUCUGCGAUGGCUGUGACUUCUGCAUCGGCGGCUGCAUCGUUCUCGCAGGAACAGCAAGAAGCACAGACGGCGGAGUCCGAGGCGAACAUCUUCCUUGCUGCCCAGCGAGGAGAUGUGCAUACCAUACGAGAACUCAUCGAGUCAGGCAAGGCGACGGCGGCUGACCGCGACGAGCAGAACAUAUCCCCGCUGCACUGGGCGGCCAUUAACGCGCAGGUCGCAGCAUGCCGUUAUCUGCUCGAACAGGGUGCGGAAGUCGAUGCACUCGGUGGCGACCUCGUUGCGACGCCGAUGCAAUGGGCUGCUCGCAAUGGGUACCUUUAUGUCAUCCAACUCCUCAUUGCCCAUAAUGCAGAUCCGAACAUUACAGAUGCUCAGGGCUACAACACGCUUCAUCUCGUCACCCAUUCAUCUUCUGUCAUGCCAUUGUUAUACCUCUUACACCAGCCAAUCAAUGUAGACUGCAAGGACUCGCAAGGGCAUACGUCGCUGAUGUGGGCUGCUUACCAAGGAGACGCACUCUCAGUAGACCUUCUGCUAAAGCAUGGCGCGAAUCCAAAUACCAAAGACGAUGCCGGUCUCACUCCCCUUCAUUGGGCUGUAGUCAGAGGCAACCGGGUUUGUAUUCGUCGGCUAGUAGAGAGUGGCGCAGACAUGGCUGCUAAGGACGGAGAAGGUAGAACUGCUCGGGACAUGGCAGUAGAGCUUAAGAGCCUCGGAGCAUGGAAGCGCGCGUUGGAAGAAGGGGGUAUGAAUGAAGACGGCGCCAAGAAGACGAAACCUCUCAGCGAGCGUAACACUAAAAUCGCGAUUUUCAUACUUCCAACGUUGUUCCUCUUCCUGAUGUUCAUGACAUUGACGAUUCUACCGUGGUACACGGGCAUUAUUCUUGCAUUUGCGCUAUUCUUCGGAAUGCACCAUAUAGUCACCCGUGUUUUGCUAGACAAGUCUAAUUACACAGACAGUGUGACACAAAGUCCAUACUUCGCAGGCAUCAUCACCGGCUCCGUGGUAUGGGUUGCUUACUGCUGGGUUACUCGGCUAGUAAACCAGACGCAAUCACAUGCCUUUACUCACCUCUUGUUCGCAAUCUCCCUCGGAUUGUGUGGCUACAAUUUCUUCAGAUCUAUCAGCUUGGACCCGGGCAUGUGUCCGAAACCAGCAAAUGAUGCUGAGCUGAAGGCUAUCAUCGAGGACCUGGCAUCCGAAGGCCGACUCAACGGUCAAACGUUCUGCAUUCAAUGCAUGGCCCGGAAACCCCUUCGGUCAAAGCAUUGUCGCACUUGCGAUCGCUGUGUCGCUCGACACGACCAUCAUUGCCCAUGGGUGUGGAAUUGCAUUGGAGUGAAUAAUCACCGGCAAUUCCUUCUCUUCGUGACCGACCUCGUCAUCGGUAUCGUUCUUUUCGACUACCUGACUGCUGCUUACUUUUCUUCCACGGUACCUACGCCGGUCGAUCCCAGCACAGUAUCUCCCGUCUGCAUGCUUCCCGCCACACUCUGUGCAGUUACAGCGUUCGACGCAUUCCUCUUCUCCGUCGCCUGCUGGGCAACUCUGCAGCUAUCCUGGACAUUGGUGCUGCUCGUGAGUCAAUUCUGGCAGGUGGCACGGCAGAUGACGACCUUCGAGGUAUCAAACCUCGGGAGGUACGGCUUCAUGGGCGGUCGGGGCGGCGCGAGCCUCAGCUCGCAGAUGGGUCACCAGCACCACCGACACGCGCAGGGCGCCUCGGACAGCGAGAGCGUCGGCGAGGGCGCCGCGGGCGGCGCACACCACGCGCACAGCCACGGCAUCUGCGCGGGCUGCGGGAGCGGGUUUCUCAUGAACAUCCUUGGCUUCGACCGCUUCACUAAGGGCAAAGCUGCGGACGGCCUCGCACGUGCGGCGAAGGCGCCCAACCCGUUCGACCUUGGCAUCAUCGGGAAUUGCAAGGACUUUUGGACGUCGGGCCGCGAGCUCGGCGUGGACUACGAACGGGUGUACGACGUACCGCCGGAAGGGUUCGCGGAGGCGAAGCGGCGGCGGCAGCGGGAAGAGGGCGACGACCUGCACCCGGGAGAGGGCGGCCGAAAAUCUCUGAGGAAGACACUGCUGAUGGGUUUCAGCCUAGGCAGAGGCGGCGGAGGCAGUCGUGCUGGUUACGAACCACUUAGCCAAGUGUAUUCUUCAUGA
This is a messenger RNA of Sparassis crispa, 2214 nucleotides long. Its product is annotated as Palmitoyltransferase AKR1. Gene Ontology annotation, cellular component: Golgi membrane. Bases 1 to 2214 code for a protein of 737 amino acids. The record is from RefSeq and is a predicted model, not a curated record. Gene Ontology annotation, molecular function: protein binding; palmitoyltransferase activity. NCBI's taxonomy places the organism in Eukaryota, Fungi, Basidiomycota, Agaricomycetes, Polyporales, Sparassidaceae. The transcript has 11 exons. Gene Ontology annotation, biological process: protein palmitoylation.